ACUAGAGCCGGGCCAGUCGCAGCGGGGCGCGCGCAGCAUGGCGGAAGCGGAAGGAGGUUCUCCGCUCUUGUUGCCGCCGCCGCCACCCCCGCCCAGGAUGGCGGAAGUGGAGGCGCCGACGGCGGCCGAGACGGACAUGAAGCAGUAUCACGGCUCCGGCGGCGUCGCCAUGGACGUGGAACGGAGCCGCUUCCCCUACUGCGUGGUGUGGACGCCCAUCCCGGUGCUCACGUGGUUUUUCCCCAUCAUCGGCCACAUGGGCAUCUGCACAUCCACAGGAGUCAUUCGGGACUUUGCAGGCCCCUACUUUGUCUCGGAGGACAAUAUGGCCUUUGGAAAGCCUGCCAAGUACUGGAAGUUGGACCCUGCUCAGGUCUAUGCUAGCGGGCCCAACGCGUGGGACACGGCUGUGCAUGAUGCCUCUGAGGAGUACAAGCACCGCAUGGUAGGUGGGCCAGGGCACCAGCACUCCCCAGGCUGGGACCAGGGGGGAUACUCCCUUGCAGCCUAUCCUGACCAGCCCUUCCGGUGCCUCCAGCACAAUCUCUGCUGUGACAACUGCCACUCGCACGUGGCAUUGGCCCUGAAUCUGAUGCGCUACAACAACAGCACCAACUGGAAUAUGGUGACGCUCUGCUUCUUCUGCCUGCUCUAUGGGAAGUACGUCAGUGUUGGGGCCUUCGUGAAGACCUGGCUGCCGUUCAUCCUUCUCCUGGGCAUCAUCCUCACCGUCAGCUUGGUCUUUAACCUCCGGUGAUGGCUGCUCUGUGGCCCCGCACCCACCAGGGUCCCGAGGAAACAGCCGCCAUCCCUUUUGGUUCCAGAUUUUUUUCUCCUCACCCCAAAAGGCAUGGUUGGGCCUGCUGUUGUGGACCAGGGAUCAGGGCUGGCAGGAUGGAAGGGCUGAGGACCAGCAUGAGGCGGGGGUUUGUUGUCUCCCUGCCUCUCAGAAGCACCCUGUCCCCUCCUCCCCAGGCCUGUGACUCUGGCCCUGGAAGCCCCUUUGUUCUUCUGUUGAAGGGCCUUGUCUUCCCUCUGUAAAGCUGCUCCCGUCACUGCCUGCUGGGGUCCUGCCUCAGCCCAGCCCAGAACGGAGAGAGGAGGACAUUUGGGCUCACCUGUCAAGGUGGCCCUGGGACCAGAGCUGGAUUGGGAGGCUGUCCUGCAUUAGCUCUGGCCUCAGCAUGGGGUGGGGUACACUUAGUAGUCUCUAUAAGCGAAGCUGCCCUAGGACCUUCACCUAGAAUGCCUCUAGAAUGGUCCAGAGGGGCUGGCUGGUCCCUUUGUCAGACUUCUGCCAGCAACUGCCCUGGGGGACGUGUGUGCCCAUCUGGCAUCCUCCAGCCCAUGCAGUCCUCUCUUUACUGUCCCACAGCCUCCCAGUGCCUCCCAGCAUUGGACCCAUCUACCCCUGCAGUUUGGGGCCAGAGAGGUGAGUGGACCUGACAAGUGCCAGAGUGACUGUGUAGACAGAGCAGUGUAGACAGCACUCAGCCCCAGCCCCAGGUGUGGACGUCACGCUGGUGAUGGCUCCCCUGGGUGACCUGCCAGCACAGCCAGUGCCAUCAGGGAACUGAAGGGGCUGUCCACCGCCUAACUCCAGCUCCCCCUUUCUUCACGUCACCAAGGCCCUGUGCCGCCCGCCUCGCCCCUCUGCUCUGUGGAUUCCUUUGGGAAGGGUUCCCGGGGCAGGACAAUAAAGACUUUUGACUCCA
Piliocolobus tephrosceles (Ugandan red Colobus) is the source of this 1715-nucleotide messenger RNA. It is a transcript of the gene TMEM222, whose product is annotated as transmembrane protein 222. The transcript has 5 exons. Bases 38 to 757 code for a protein of 239 amino acids. The record is from RefSeq and is a predicted model, not a curated record. Lineage: Eukaryota; Metazoa; Chordata; Mammalia; Primates; Cercopithecidae.